Molecule: messenger RNA, 2049 nt
Organism: Canis lupus familiaris (dog)
Lineage: Eukaryota; Metazoa; Chordata; Mammalia; Carnivora; Canidae
Product: collagen alpha-1(I) chain-like
Exons: 4
Coding region: 1-2049 (682 amino acids)
Source: RefSeq, a predicted model, not a curated record
AUGGCUUUUGAACUUUUGCAAACGCAACCAAAGCCUCCCGCUAAUAAGCCGAGAGAGAAAGGUCUUCAGAGAGGCCGGUGUCUGCGGAGCGCCCGGCGGUCCCCGGUGCUGAGGCCCCGAGGCAGCCACUCGGUCCCCGACAGUCGAACCCAGAAACCGCCUCUCCCGCGGGUCCCCCCUGAGGAGGCUGCGCACCCCGAGGCCGUGGCGCUAGCUGCCGAGCCCGGCACCCCGCGCUCCGCGCCGGAAGGGCCCGUUUUGGGUCUGGGCGCGCGGGCGCCUUGCGGGGCGGCUCCUGGCGGGCGGGUGGGCGCUCUGGGCGGGGGGCGCUGGGCCCCGCCGGGGACGACCGCGGGGGUCGUCCUGGGGCCCAAGGAGCUACGCCUGAGCCCCGAGGGCGGCAGCGCCCGGCGGCCGCGGCGGCCCCGCCCCCGGCGUGGUUCCUUCGGGUGCGGCGCUGCGGCCCGAGGCAGCUGGCGCCCCCGCCCCGAGCGCCCCUCACGUCUCACGGGACAGGCCCGCCGGGAAGCUGCUCUCGCCGCGCAAGGACGUCACCCGAGGGCUCCAUUUCACUUCGCCUUGGGCCCUGGGGCUCGCCGCUGUGGGGGCGUCUGCGCCAGCGGGAGCCCGGCCUGGGCGUGCGGGCUGGCGGCCCACGGACGGGCCCGCGGGAGGGACCGGACCUCCCCGUGCGCUCCCGCCGCGGCAAGGCCGAGCCCCCGCCCCCGGCCCCUUCGGUCCCCCCCAGCCCCGCACGCGCCUCCCUUCCCGGUGCGCAGCGCGGAGGGGGCGGCGGGGCGCGCGGGCCGGGGUCUCCCGCCGGGUGUCCCGGGCCUCGCCUCCCGGGCCCGAGCCGGCGGAGCCCCCCGCCCCCCGACAGCGUCCCGCAGGGCGCGCGCGGCCCGGAGCACGUCGCGUACUGAGGCUUUCAAAACUUCCUUCGUGGUGUUUCGGGGCCGCGCGGAGGCCGGGGCCGAGCAGCUCCCUCCGAGGCCCCCGGAGCCCCCCCCGCCCCCCGGGAACAGGAACCGUCGCUCGGGGGCGCGCCCCGGGUUUCGCAGCGCCCCACUCCCCGCGCCCGGGGCCCCACGCGGAGGCCGGGGUGGGGUCCGGGCAGCUGCCGCCCAGGCCUGCGCGGGUCCAGCCUCGGGAAGGGGCGCCCCCGCGGCCGCGGAGCUUGGGGCCGGCUCGGCCCGGGCCGCACGGAGGGCGCAGCGCCGCCGGCAGGUUCCCGCGCGGGGCUCGGGCCGGGCCGCUCCCGCCCGCCGACCGCACGGCCGAGCGGGCAACGCCAAGCAGCACACCGCCCCGUCGCGGACGGCGAGGCCCGGGACCGCGGCAGGCCCGGGGAGGGGGACGCAGGGGCCGCCGCUGCCCCUGCGCUCUGGGGCGGCCGGACACGGUGCCGAGGGAGCCGCGCUCGCCGGGGUCCCCGUAGGUCCCCCGCCCCCGCCGCCCCGGGCUUUCCCGGCGGCUGCGGCCGCGUCGCCUCGGGCCGGGGACCCGGCGGGUGCGGCGGGGCGCGAGCAGGAGCGCGAGCAGGAGCAGGAGCACGAGCACGAGCGGCCGCGCGCCCGGCUCUCCCCGCACCCGCCCGUCGGGGGCCGCGCGGCUGGCGGGGCGUCGGUCCACACCGCGGGGCAGCACGGAAGCGCGCGGCGGAGGCGCGUCCACACCGCAGGCAGAGCCGCCCGGAGUCCGUCCGCACAGCCGCGCCCCGCGCGUGCCCCGCACGUGUGCGCUCCCCGCCGGGCGCUGGAGCCGGCCCUGAGCCCCGGGCCCUGGCCCCGCGCGGUCUGCGGGCGCGCUCGGCGGCCUGGACGGGGCGCCCGACCGGGACCGACCGGGCCCUCGGACAGACUGACCCCCCCUUCCUUCUCCCCCUCGUUAAUCUCUCUCACCCCUACGUCUUUGUAUUCCUAUCCACACUUGGGCCUGGAGACCCUAGGGUUUCCCGGGCCGUGCCCCUGCUUGGUGGCCACGGGGCCCGGGUGCCCGCAGCAGCUUCCGCGGGCGGGACAGGGUGGGCGCAGGCCGCAGCGCGCGUGA